AUGGAGAGUACACGGGUAUUUGUCUCUGGCCUCCCGCCGACAUUAUCCAAUGAACAACUGAAGAAGCAUUUUGCAACUCGCUUCCUGGUUACAGACGCCCAUGUCUUGCCGAAACGCAGAAUUGGGUUUGUGGGUUUUAAAAGCCCCGAAGUAGCCCAACAAGCUGUCUCUUAUUUCAAUAAGACAUAUAUGAAGAUGUCAAAGAUCUCAGUAGACAUUGCUAGAUCUAUUGAUGCAGAACCUGAUGUUUCUCACAAAUUUGGCAGGAAUAGUAAAUCUUCCGCCGCCAGUGACUCGACAGGAAGUGCGCUCAAGCGUAAACGGGACGGUGAUAACAUCCAACAAGAUCCCAAACUGCAAGAGUAUCUCUCCGUAAUCCAGCACCCCUCAAAGACCAAAACAUGGGCAAAUGAUGAUCAAAUACCCAUUCCUAUUGAACAAAACUCACCCUCGGAUGAACAGCCUGUUGAUGCGGAUGAGACCCCUCAAGAGUUGACCUACGCCCAGAGAAAGAGGGCGAAACUGGCUGACAACCAAGGAGAGAGCCCACAUGUUCUUGGGGAUGCUGGCGAUCUACCAAUGCCUGAUCAAGACCAAGUACAACCUGAAGAAGAGGAGGCCGAGAAAAAUGAAGGGGAGCAGAACGGUCAGACGGAGGAGGCACCGGUAUCAGACUCUGAUUGGCUUCGCUCAAAAACAAGUCGUCUCCUCGGCCUGCUUGACGAAGAUGAACAGGCCGCUUUUGAGCCUACAAUGCAAGAGUCGAGUAGUGCUGCUGCCGUGGGUUCAACCAACGAGGUCACGAAGGUGGACAAUGUCGCCAGCUCUCCGAAGCCUGAUUCACAAAAAGCGCCUGCAGCACCAGAAGUGGACACAAAUAUCGAAACUAUCCGCAUAUCUGCCCGCCUGUUUGUGAGGAAUCUUUCUUAUGAUACGACAGAGUCAGAUCUUGAGCCGAUCUUCGCACCUUUCGGCAAAAUUGAAGAGAUUCACGUCGCCUUCGAUACUCGAUUCACCACCAGCAAAGGAUUUGCAUACAUCCAGUACUCUGAUCCUGAGGCGGCUGUAGAAGCCUAUAAGAAUCUCGAUGGAAAGCAUUUUCAAGGGCGUUUGCUCCAUAUUCUGCCCGCCUCUGAAAAAAAGACAUAUAAAUUGGACGAGCACGAGCUGUCGAAGCUACCACUGAAGAAACAAAAGCAAAUCAAGCGAAAGCAGGACGCCUCUUCUGCAGCUUUCAGCUGGAAUUCGCUUUAUAUGAAUGCUGAUGCAGUCAUGUCUUCGGUGGCUGAACGACUUGGUGUUUCCAAAGCUGAGCUGUUGGAUCCGACUUCUGCGGAUGCCGCAGUGAAGCAAGCUCAUGCAGAAACGCACGUAAUCCAAGAAACAAAAGCCUAUUUCAGAGCCAAUGGCGUGAACCUCGACGCCUUUAAACAACGAGAGCGGGGUAAUACCGCCAUCUUAGUAAAGAAUUUUUCGUAUGGCACAAAGACCGAAGAUCUUCGGAAACUUUUUGAGCCUUACGGACAACUUACAAGGUUACUGAUGCCUCCGACUGGCACAAUAGCUGUUGUGGAGUAUGGAAGGCCGGAUGAAGCGCAAAAGGCUUUUAAAGGUCUGGCAUAUCGGAAAUUGGGAGACUCAAUCCUCUUCCUAGAAAAGGCACCAAAGAAUCUGUUUGAAGGGACAGCAACACCGCAAAACCCAACACCAGAAACUAAAACCGUUGCCCAAGGCUUCUCAACUGCGGACACUUUUGCAGCGGAAGAAGCUGAUGACAGCCUGGCCACUUCAACGCUGUUUAUCAAGAACCUCAAUUUCUCUACGACCAAUGAUAAACUGGUGGAAGCGUUUCGGCCGCUGGAUGGCUUCGUAUCCGCCAGAAUUAAACUUAAACCUGAUCCUAAAAAUCCGGGACAGACCCUCAGCAUGGGCUUCGGCUUCGUCGAGUUUAAGACGAAAGCACAAGCUCAGGCAGCCCUUGCUGUAAUGAAUGGCUACACACUGGAGCGGCACGCUUUGGUGGUUAGGACGUCUCAUAAGGGCAUGGACGCAGCCGAGGAGCGAAGACGUGAAGACACAGCAAAGAAAAUUGCUGCACGAAGAACCAAGAUUAUUAUUAAGAACCUACCGUUUCAGGCCACGAAAAAGGAUGUCAGGUCGUUAUUUGGGGCCUAUGGUCAGCUCCGCUCUGUGCGGGUUCCUCAGAAGUUCGACCGCUCGGCUCGUGGUUUUGGUUUCGCCGACUUUGUAAGCGCUCGUGAAGCGGAAAAUGCCAUGGACGCGCUCAAGAAUACGCAUCUCUUGGGCAGAAGAUUAGUAUUGGAAUUUGCAAACGAGGAGGCCGUCGAUCCUGAACAGGAGAUCGAGAGGAUUGAAAAGAAAGUAGGGGAGCAGCUGGACAGGGUCAAGCUCCAGAAGCUCACGGGAACUGGGCGCAAGAAGUUCAUCGUAGGGGCCCAGGACGACGAAAACUAG
Molecule: messenger RNA, 2475 nt
Organism: Aspergillus ochraceoroseus IBT 24754
Lineage: Eukaryota; Fungi; Ascomycota; Eurotiomycetes; Eurotiales; Aspergillaceae
Gene: mrd1
Product: RNA-binding ribosome biosynthesis protein MRD1
Exons: 4
Coding region: 1-2475 (824 amino acids)
Cellular component (GO): nucleus; ribonucleoprotein complex; cytoplasm
Molecular function (GO): mRNA binding
Source: RefSeq, a predicted model, not a curated record